Molecule: messenger RNA, 570 nt
Organism: Drosophila subpulchrella
Lineage: Eukaryota; Metazoa; Arthropoda; Insecta; Diptera; Drosophilidae
Product: zinc finger CCHC domain-containing protein 7-like
Exons: 3
Coding region: 294-509 (71 amino acids)
Molecular function (GO): nucleic acid binding; zinc ion binding
Source: RefSeq, a predicted model, not a curated record
CCUUAAACAUGAACACAAAAGAAUAGCACGCAGUGCGAAAGCUGCAAUGACCCCAUAACUGUUAAAAAGUCUUCUGCAUAAAUGCAAGUAGGUCCCGUUUAAGCCGCCUAUCAAGUUGAAGUUUUUUUUUAAUAUUUCUGAUACUCGGUCGUCCAGCUAAAAAAUAUGGCUUUAGGACUGUCGACGGCUCAAGCCCACAUCCAACGAUUCGCCAACCCGGAGCAGAUGCAGCAAGCCUUCGCUAAUAUUUGCCUUCCGAGGCCAAUUGAAACUACACAGCACCGAAGCCAUUUAUGGAGGUCUCUGAGAACAACGAACUGCGAUGCAGAAACUGCUACUCCAACGGUCGUUUUGCAAAGGAUUGCCGCAAGCCAAAAAGGACUCCUGGUUCCUGUUUCGCCCGUGGAGAAAUGGGGCACUUCGUAGGACAAUGUCCUCAGAGGAAGAGCGCUAGUGACAACAACAACUAUAAUACCUCAAAGACUCUGAGAGCGCGUUAUCAUUUAUAAUUAUGGUAUAUUAUUAAUUAUGGUAUAAAUAAGAGCCAACUCAAUGUUAUUGGAAGACGUG